CGGGAGUGAUCCUGAUAAUUGGAGACCAACGAAAAGAUUCGGAGAUCGCAAGCGACGGAACAAUCACAUAACCGGAUCCAGGUUCACGCCACAAUCAUGGGAUCUGUUUCGUGUCCGCGUCAGGCAAUACCACCAGAUGAUCAAAUUUCACCCAGCUUCGAGACCAACUCGCCCGGACAAGGCUACAAGUCCAAGCAGGACUUCUCAAGGAUUCUCGGGUGCGACAUGGUGACCGCAAAAGCCGAUUCACAAGGGUUGCACUUACGCCAAACCGAAGAGCUACGGUGUCAACCAACUGAGCCGUACCAUUGCCGGCAGUCAGUCGCUGAGGAACGCGUGAGUCGCCGGCUCAGCACCGGAAACUGCCCGGUCUUAUCUCGGCCAACAAGAGUAGCUGGGUCUGAGCAAGGGCUACCAGUAUUCCCAACUGUUGGAGGACGCGACAGGUCUGCUUAAGAGCCGUUACCUUCAAGUGGUCAGCUGCUCGGAAUCCGUGGAUCAGACAACACAGUAUGUUUAUAACUGGGUUUAUUGUUUUACUUAGUAGCAUAAUACGAGG
Uranotaenia lowii is the source of this 559-nucleotide messenger RNA. RefSeq lists its product as uncharacterized. Bases 97 to 456 code for a protein of 119 amino acids. The transcript has 2 exons. The record is from RefSeq and is a predicted model, not a curated record. NCBI's taxonomy places the organism in Eukaryota, Metazoa, Arthropoda, Insecta, Diptera, Culicidae.